AUGCCACCACAACCAGGAUUUCCAGGUCAUAACGAUCCGAUGCUUCAAUUCGACGUAGGCAGCUGGUCCGACGACGACUUACUUCCCGGUGGUCGACUGGACUCAGGGCCAAGAAUGGCCAACAACGACGCCAAGAAGGCCAACAAGAACGACAAUAGCAAGAAGUCUGGCCCCGUCGAGGUCGACUAUGAGGGCCACAUGCUGGAGAAGCUCGAGGCGCGACCUGGAGAGAAAUCAAGCUGGUCUCGGGUUGGUCGCCGUAUGAUGCCCUUCAGCAAUGAGAAGUUCGCCGACAUCAGCAGAAAAGUUCGUGAAGAGAGCCGGAUGGGACCCAUGACGACCUAUGCAGGCCUGAGUGCUGAUCAACAGGGCGUCAUCACACGACUCAUCGAGACCAGACAGCUUGAGGAGAAGGACAAAAACGCCGAGUGGGUACUGGAAUGUGUUCGGCGUUACACCAAAGCCGAGUCUACCUGGCGAAGGACUACUAUCGUCUGCAAGAAGCUUCUCGUCGUCCUGAAACGUCAAGAUCGUAAUAUUACAAAGUCAGGUCAGAAGAUCACCGCAAGCGGACCUGCAAGCUACCAGUACACGGAGAUCAUUGACCUUAACCAGCCGCUUCCGAAGAAGAAAGAUCAAAACAAGAACAGCAAGCAGAAGAAUGGCGAUCUCGGACACCACGACGUUAUGGGCAUGCCAUUGAGUGGUGGUAUGCCAGAUCCUUUCGCCAACCUGGGAAUGGGUGGCGACUUCCCUCCUCCACCUCCACCUCCACUUCAAAGACAUGAUCAGCCCCAACACCGACAGGACUUUGGGCCGCCUCAAGGUCCGCCUCAAGGCCUACCUCAUGGUGCUAUCCAUGUUGAUCACCAACCCCUGCCACCACACCAUCACCAGCAGCAGCCCAUGCACUACGACCAUCACCACGGUCCUGCUCCUUUCGAAGGCCACCCAUUCCAGCCGGAACCACAAUUCAACAUCCCAGAAGCCUUUGAUAUUCCACCCACAUUCGACCCUCAGCGCCGCAACUCUCAAUUCCAGACCCGCAACAGAACUCCAGAUCAACGCCGCAGCCGCUCGCGAGAACGUCGCAACUCUCGCGACUCCAAACUCGACUCCCGCGUGGAACGCAAAGUCGACAACAUCGGCGACAGACUCGAGCAAGUCAUCAACAAGGUGGACACCUGGAACAUCCGCGACAAUCGCUCUUCCUCAGAAGACUCCUACCGCGAGAACGAAUACUGGAGUGGUCAAUCAGGAGGUUUCUCCACACCACCCUCCUCCCCACCAAUGUCCGUCCGCGAACCGAAUGGCACACUGGGCGGACGCAAGUCCUACCGUCGUGACGGCGAGCGCUAUGACUCGGCAUAUCCACGCCAGCAGCGUCGCUACGAAAGCGAUGUGGUGGUUGAGCCGUAUACCAAUCGAGAUCGCCAACAUCGUGUGAGCUACAAUGAGGACCCACGACGUCGAGACAGCUUCAAUGGUAAUGGCAGUCGACCUCGCGCCAUCAACUACUCACGAGUGUCUCGUGCUGGGAGGCCGGUGCUGCACCACUCGAACACAUGGAAUGAUUACCCCAACGCCCCUGUGGCGGAGAGAGUCCAGCAGAGGGCGCUGCCACAGUAUCCGAGUGAGGACUACGACUUUGCAAACUAUAAUCGCGGGCGCGACAGAGGGUUUGAGGGCGACAGGAGGCGGUCGAGGAGGGAGUCGAUGGUGAGCCGCAGGGACUCCGGUUGA
Fulvia fulva is the source of this 1743-nucleotide messenger RNA. RefSeq lists its product as uncharacterized. The transcript has a single exon. NCBI's taxonomy places the organism in Eukaryota, Fungi, Ascomycota, Dothideomycetes, Mycosphaerellales, Mycosphaerellaceae. The coding region runs from base 1 to 1743 and encodes 580 amino acids. The record is from RefSeq and is a predicted model, not a curated record.